UCUGUGCUGCGUGCAGAGGCUCUGCAGAAGCGGAAGUGCAACCGACGAGCCCGCCGAGCAUCGGAUCAACGCUCGCGGACGGCGAGGAGCAAAAGCCGAGCCCGAGCUGGUGGAGGGUCAGGGUCCCUCGGGCCCGGAGGAUGGAAUGCUCGCUAUGCCCGUCAGCCCGAGCCCCGCGUCCACCUCGUCGCAGGAGGACGCCUGCAAACCGCCGCCGCGCAACUGCUACCGUCUCGUCAUGCUCGGCAGUGCCCGGGUCGGAAAGACCGCCAUUGUAGCACGAUUUCUGUUCAACAAAUUCGAGGAGAGUUACACGCCGACGAUAGAAGACUUUCACAGGAAACUCUACAGGAUCAGAGGCGAGGUUCAUCAGCUUGAUCUCCUAGAUACAAGCGGUAACCAUCCGUUUCCGGCGAUGCGACGAUUGUCCUUCCUGACGGGGGACCUCUUCGUCGUGGUGUUCAGCAUGGACUGUCGAGAGUCCUUCGAGGAGGCCAUCAGGCUGAGAGAGGCGAUUCUCGAGACUAAGGUGAGCGCGACCCAAAGUGCCACGAAGAGCAGGAGGGCUCACUACAGUCUGAAGGUCCCUAUGGUCAUCGUGGGGAACAAAUGUGAUAAAGAUGUAAAAACGGUCACGGUGGAGGAGGCCGAGCAAUACUGCGUGAGCCAGGACGAGUGCUGCAUUUUCGUGGAGGCCUCCGCGAAGCGGAACUAUCACGUGGACGAACUUUUUUAUCAGCUAUUCGUAGUGGCCGGUCUACCGCUCGAGAUGGCUCCGAAUCAUCAUAGAAAAGUACCGCUCACCUUUGGCUCGCCGACAAUGUUACCGCCGUCGCAGCCGCGACACAAAGCCACCCUCAGUAUAAAGCGCCGGCUGAGCGACGCUUGCGGCGUCGUGGCGCCGAACGUGCGCCGUCCCAGCAUAAGGACGGACCUGAUGAUCAUGCGGACGAAGACGUGCUCGCUCGCGGCCGGGAACGAGAACAAUACGCCAGGAUCCAGGAUCACGCUUAGAACGGGAAGAACGGAGUCCAGGAAGGCCUGCUCGAUACAGUGAUACAUUGCAAACUGAUUCUCACACGCGCACGCGGACAAAAAUCUCUGGAAAUAUGAUAACGCGUUUGAGUGCGAUCUUCGGAAACGAGUGUUAUUGUUUGUCAUCAUAACACACAUUCGUAGCUUUGAUUGUUGCAAUUUUACUGUACGAUCGCACGAGGUAUUUUUAUACGAUCGUAUUCUCCGCUGAUAUUAAAUUGUUACUUAUAAUUGAUAUGUUCGCUAUCGCUUAUUUAAAAUCUUUAAUAAAGUUAUUUCUUUUUAUACUACAUAAUAUGUAGCGUCUUCAGCGAGACGAGAAAAAUAGGGAUAACUAAAUUUGUCCAAACGGAAACCUUACACCUACUGUAAAUAGUGUGAAUCACGCGGUCGAAACUUCCAGGUUUACAAUUGUCAGACUUCACCGCGAAGACGGAGCGAAGCGAGUAACUCGCGAACGAAGAUCGCCAAGGGGAAAUCAUAUUUAAACCGACCACGCUACUCGCCUUAAUUAAUUAAUGGAAUAUAGCUUUAGCGUAAUGUCCCGAAGGUAACAUGUAUAAUUAACUUAAGAUGCGACCGAGCGAGAGAAAGAGAGAGAGAGAGAGGGAGAGAGAAUGUAUGUGUGUGUAUGAGAGAGAGAGAGAAAGAGAGAGAGGUAAGCCGUUACGUUAAUUAAUCGUUGUCGAUCAAACGUUAAACGGGAAAUCGAUACCUCGACUAAACACGAGGGCGGAGAUCGUUUGACAUUCGAUCAAAGGGGGAAAGGGGGGCUCUCCGGUAGCAGCGAGAGCGAUGCUAAUCGCACGAGAACGGCAGCGUUCAUGUAAUUCCUCUUGUAACAAAUUUUUAUCGAAAUUGUCAACAAAGGAAUCCUCGGCGGGGGAGUACAUAGAUCGAUUUGCGUGUGAUCGGUGAGCGAGAGAGAGGUCGAGAGUCAAGUCAGCGUUGUAUCUGGUGUAAUGAGAGAGAGAGAGAGAGAGAGAUUGCGUAACGCGCGGUGAGAAAGCUUUUUACCGGAUUAGUUAACUGCGCCCAUCGUAGCCUUAUACUCCGAGCUCCGCGGGACUCAUCACGCGAAGGAGCGACGUUUAUACUUCCGCACGAGAUCUAGAGCGUUGUAAUUCCAUUAAUAGCACUCGACUCCGAAGGAACGAAUAUAUUUGAGACCGCGCGGUAUAAUGCGCCGUUCCUUCCCGCGCGCAUACAUGAAUGUAUUAUAUCGACCUUCGUUAUAUAUAUAUACAGGAUAUAUAAAUAGCCCGCAAAUUGAUAUCAUUACUUUCACGGCACAUCUCUCGCCGUCCAAUUCGCCCGGUUUGCUCCGGUUUGCCGCUUUCGACGCGCGCGACCGACGAGGAGACCGCAUUGUUAACGGCGCGGGGACUCGCACGUUAUACGGCACCGCAUGCGUGCGCGAAAUCAAUUAUCGAUAUUUCCGGAUAUCUCGGCCUCCUUUUCCACGCACCAUCUCGAAACUUGUUGAAAUGCAUCGCGGCGGGCGCGCGCAAAAUUAUCGUGCGUUUAUCGGAUUGCGUAUAUGCAUGCAAUUUGCCAAUGUAUAAUCAGGUUAAAAAGAAAAUAUAAUGUACAUAUAGAUUUUAAUUCGAAAGUUCCCGCGUGUCCGCAAUGUUAACGAUUUAUUUCCUCACGCAGUUUUAGCUUUUCUUCUGUGAAAUUACGUGAUAAACACGGAGUGAGUAUAACAUUGAUUCCGAUUAAGCAGAAGCUUUUCUCAAGCGAGUGAGAUCUUGUUGAAAUCUUGUAAAAUUUAUCCGCCUGCGGUUUUACAGAGAUAGGGUAAUUACGGUAAAAUAUACGCCGCACCUAUUAAAAACUUAAUUUAUCAGGUUAGUUAAUUAUUAUUAAUUAUGGUAAUUAAGGUAAAUGAACUAUAUAUCAGUAAAAACUUUAGACUGUCUACUACUGAAUGAAAAAAAAUAUUAGGAAUUCAAAAUAUUUAUUUUUUAUAUUAAAAGAAAUAAAUUCUUUAAACCCAUGCAUUUUUGUCGUAUAAAAAUAUGGGUGGGUUGUAGGGCUACACUCACGGGUGAAAUGAAUGACUCAAAAAAUAUACAAAUAAUCUGAGCACUUGUAUUUUGCUAUACUCUAUCCUUUACAAUUCCUCUACACUUAUGCACCACAAAAUAAUUACGAAGCCUUUUAUAUUUCCUACAAUAAAUAAUCAUUUUAUGUAUAGGUUAUAAUUUAUGGUUACGCGCGCUUAUUAUAGUGAUAAAUCGAUUUAAUAUACAAUAAUUUUAUAAAUAUUAACAGUAAAAAACUCUGAAAUCAUAACACAAUACUAAUAUAACAUAAAGGUAUGUAACAGAGUGGUUGCGAGAAAAUUACUUUCACUUCUUCCAUUUUUUCCUGACUUCUGCGGCAUAAAUCCCCGCGCGGCGUAUAUAUAUCGGAGUUACCCUAUACUUUUUCUUAUUGUUACACGACUCAUCCGGACGAUAAAAUAUAGGCACGUAGAUCUCUCUGUGCGUGUAUGUGUGUAUGCGUGUGAGUAUUCGAGAUGUGGACAGGCAUUCUUUCUCUUCCCGUAGACUCGGCUAUAGCUUACUCUCUAAGGUACAAUCGAUUUGACCAAUUAGGCAGCCCGUAAAGCCGACUCCGAAAGCCGAAAACAAGCGCGCAGCUUCGUUCGGCGGAGCGUGCGUAUGUAUAUCGUUGCGAUCGAGUGGUAAAGAUAAGCAAAAAAAACAAAAAAAAAAAAGGAAAAACAGAAAUGGUUAGUUACGACAUGCGCAAUCAUGUUCGCAUUUUGUAUCGAAUAAAUGACAUUUUCUCCACAC
Wasmannia auropunctata (little fire ant) is the source of this 3839-nucleotide messenger RNA. Its product is annotated as GTP-binding protein Rhes. The transcript is spliced from 5 exons. Gene Ontology annotation, molecular function: GTPase activity; GTP binding. Bases 146 to 1057 code for a protein of 303 amino acids. The record is from RefSeq and is a predicted model, not a curated record. Lineage: Eukaryota; Metazoa; Arthropoda; Insecta; Hymenoptera; Formicidae.